CUCCAUAAUUCUGUCUGUUCUGGCCAUUUGAUCAAGGCGCAUCAUAUUUGUAAACACAAACAAAUUAAGGGUGCAAGACAUUUUACAGCAUCACCAUGCUCCUCAGAAACUUAGCAGCUGAGCCAACAAACUCCAAGCCGUACCAGGGAGUGCGAGUCAAAGACCCCGUGAAGGAACUGCUGAGGAGAAAAAGAGGAAGCCACAAUCCUAACAGCGUCAAAACAUCACCCCCUACCGCUGUGGUGAUUCCAAACAACAUUUUGCCAUAUACUCAUGUUGGGCCUUCAGGUGUUGUGGAGGGUAGGCCCAGUGGUGUUGGUGGGGAUAUGGUGACGGAUGCUGGGGCUCUCUACCCUGGAUGGCUGACCCAGCCUGCAGCUCCCACCCUGCAGCAGGUGAGCCACUGGGCGCCCUCGGACUACCUCCAGUCCGACACCGUCCCCGUCCCAGUCUCGUCCUCCGUCUUCUCCUCGGACAUGUACGUCCAGCAGGUCUGUCCGAGCUACACCAUGGUGGCGCCGUCAUCCCUGCUGACUCUGACACACACGCCACUCUUCACCAACAUGGCUAUAGCUCCAACCUCGGCAGCAUUGCCGACGGCAGAUUUCCACGAUGCGUCCCUGACUUACAUCCCCUGGCCACAGCCCCUGGCCACUCUCCCCAGCUCUGUCAUCCAGUACCCAUCCUGCUCUGCCACUUUGCCCGCCAGCGCCGUGCCUCCCAUGAUGGCCUCUGUGACACCCGUAGCCCCCGUGUCCACGGAACACCUCACCGUGCCCCUGCCCGAGCCUGACCCUCAGGAGAUGGAGGAGCCCAACCCGCUGGAGAAGCUUCUAGAAGAUAACCCCAAAGACUCCUACGUCUGCAGCCCCUCGCUGUUCACCCAAGAGGUGUAAAUUCUCCCAGAGCCCAACAGUUGCCCCAAUAGAAAUAGUGUUCAGACAGGCAGGUUUGUACUAGGGCAUCGGUUGUGCUUUAGGACUAUCUGCUGCAGCCUAGCGCACAGGUUCCUGCUUGUGUUCUCGCUGUUAUUGUGAUCAAUGAUGUGUGUCAUCCUCUUAUGUAUGGGGCUCUAUGUUUCUCUAAGAACAUCUGAGAAGAGAGCAUCAGAUUUUUGACUACGAAUCUGCUAUUGAUUGAUUAUCAUGUUGUGAUUGAUUGAUAUUGAUUUAUUAUCAUGUUGUGAUUGAUUACUAUAAAGUCCUAUAUUUUGUUCACAAA
This is a messenger RNA of Sardina pilchardus (European sardine), 1221 nucleotides long. Its product is annotated as POU domain class 2-associating factor 1. The coding region runs from base 96 to 896 and encodes 266 amino acids. Gene Ontology annotation, molecular function: DNA binding; POU domain binding. The transcript has 5 exons. The record is from RefSeq and is a predicted model, not a curated record. Lineage: Eukaryota; Metazoa; Chordata; Actinopteri; Clupeiformes; Clupeidae.